AAAACAAUAAGGGCCGGAGCUGCUUCCUGCGGCUCACAUGUACACAGCACGAGAAAACACGAUGGACUCUCCUAAGACCAAUGAGUCCACCGACAGUGGCCUGAACGACUCGAACUCAAAACCCGACGACGAGGAGAAAGAAGAGCUGCUCCCCGGCUUUGGAAACGCGGAUGCUUUUGUCAAAUAUGGAUUGGGCGCCGUGUUAUCUGCCACCAAAGCAUCCGCCAGCUUACCUCAGACCGGAGACGAGUACGACUUCUAUCGCAGCUUCCCGGGAUUCCGGGACUUCUGUGAAAGUCAAGGGAACAAGCUCUUGCAGUGCAUGAGUCAGAUAAUGCAGCACCACGGCUGCAGAUCUGACCUGAAAGACCAGAACAAGCUGACGGGCCUGGAGGAGAGGCUUGACUUGGUUGUGGACUCGAACGACGUCAUCCUCGAAAGAGUGGGGAUUCUCCUUGAUGAAGCUGAUGGGGUGAACAGGACCCAGCAGCCCGUCCUGCCUGCAGGUUUUCAGCCUCCCAAGAUUGUAGUUUCCAGCUGGAAUCGCACGGGUUCAAAAUCCGGAAGUCGUUCUGAGACGUUCCGACUGCUCCAUGCCAAGAACGUUGCGAGGCCUCAGAUGAAAUUCAAGGAGAAAGUUGACAACAGCAACACACCAUUUAUUCCCAAAAUCUUCAUCAAGCCCAAUGCAAUAAAGCCUCUUCCUUCUUAUUUCACUGACAAACAAAUCCGUAAAGAGAGACCGGAGGACCUCGAUGUCCCUGCUGCGCUGGCGGACUUCAUUCACCAGCAGAGAACUCAGGAACAUGUUGAAGACAUGUUUGCACACCCCUACCAAUAUGAACUGGAUCAUUUUACCGUACCAGAAGGUCUUCUGUCUAAGCCAGAACCGCAGAUGUACAAGCCGAUGGCUGAGACCAAGUGCUCCUUUGUGGAAGCACUGGAGGAUCUGGUGGCUCUGAAUGAGAAGCUCUGCAAAGAGUCAGAAUUUGCAGUGGACCUUGAGCACCACUCCUACAGAAGCUUCCUCGGCCUCACCUCUCUGAUGCAGAUCUCCACCAGAGAGGAGGACUUCAUCAUCGACACCCUUGAGCUCCGCAGCGAGUUGUACAUCCUCAACGAGGCAUUUACUGACCCGGCAAUAGUCAAGGUCUUUCACGGCGCCGACUCUGACAUCGAGUGGCUCCAGAAGGACUUGGGCCUGUAUGUCGUCAACCUCUUUGAUACGCAUCAGGCCAGUCGAGCCCUGAACCUGGCCAGACAUUCCCUCGACCAUCUGCUCAAACACUACUGCAGUGUGGAGUCGGACAAACGCUACCAGCUGGCUGACUGGAGGAUUCGUCCCUUGCCAGAGGAGAUGGUGCAGUAUGCCCGGACAGACACCCACUACCUUCUUUACAUCUACGACUGUAUGAGGGCGCAACUGUUGGACUCGAACUACGGGAAGCCGGGCCUGCUGCAGAGCGUCUGGAACAAGAGCAAAGACAUUUCUCUGAAGAAAUAUGUGAAACCCAUAUUCACGGAGGAUUCCUAUUUUGAGCUGCAUAGAAGGCAGAAACGGUCCCUUAACACCCAGCAGCUCACUGCCUUCAGACUGCUGUUUGCCUGGAGGGACAAGCUGGCCAGGCAGGAGGAUGAAAGCACCGGAUUUACUAUGCCCACGCAUAUGAUGAUCAAGAUAUCUGAGGAGCUGCCGAGGGAGCCUCAGGGCAUCAUUGCCUGCUGUAACCCUGUACCCCCCCUGGUGAGGCAGUAUGUCAAUGAGCUCCAUUUGUUAGUGCAGCAAGCCAGGGAAAUGCCUCUCCUUAAGGCGGAGUUCGUGGUCCAGAAGACAAAAGGACUUGCACCCUUAAAAAAGACAGAGGUCACGUUGUUUGGUCCUCAUGAUACAUCCAGGGUCUCAGAGAGUGAUCUACACCGCUGUUCCACUGAUGAAAUGCCAAUCAAACAGACGAUGUUCUCUGAGGAGGACGACCGAAUGGACAUUGGUGAACAGAAUAUAAGUGGUCUCUUCGCAAAGGCUAAAAUCACACAGUUUGAGGAGCAGGAGACAAAGAAUGACCAGGGGUCCCUGUCUGGGGCUCAAAUGAAAGCAAGACGUAUCGUUGAGUCUUUUGAAAACCCUUUCAGGAUGUACUUGCCCUCAAGAGAUUUUCACAUCAACAAGACUGCGAAGUUCGAUCCAUCUUCGAAAAUAUUUGAGAUCAGUAAAAGAUGGAAACUGCAGAGUAUUGAACAGCAACAGAUGGAGUUGGAGACCAAGCAGGAGGCCAAGAGUAAAUCCAGGGAAGAAGCAAAGGAACGCACAAAGAAAGCGAACGAGGAAAGAAAAGAGGCUACGGUGAGCUACCAGGAAUCUCUCCAGAACAUUGCCACCGUUCGCCAGCAAGCAGCGGAAUCUGCAAAAGGCAGCGGAAAGAAAAGGGAGAGGGUUGCCAGUGAGGUUGGAGAGUCAACUCCCAAACCGAGUAAGAAGCUGAUGAAAUCUGCAAAGAACUCUGAGACGAAGGAACCGCCUCCCGAAGACAGCUUCAAACCCUUCGACUACAGCCAGUCAAACUUCAAAGUCUUUGCUGGUACCAAACCAAAGGACAACACACACUUUGAUCCCAAUCGGCAAGCCCAUGGUUCUAAAAAGAAGAAAACCCCCAAAGGACAAAAAUCCAAUUCUGGAGCUGGAAACCGAAGUAUGUCAUACCUUGAUGGAAAAUCCAACAGAGGAUCCCGGAAUAAUUGGCCCAAAAGAUAAACUCCUCGUCAAGUUUUUUUUGUCUUAUUUUAAAGUGUUUUUCCAUCCUGCAGAAACAAUGUUCCAAUUUUUCUUUUCCUCUUUGGGUAUUUCAGUAUUGAUGUAUGAAUUUCAAAGAGUAUUUUCUUUUUUCUAUGCAGCAGUUUAACCUGUAAAUAUGUGGAAGCACAGACUUCUUUAUAAAGGUGAUUUUAGAUGGAAAA
Pungitius pungitius (ninespine stickleback) is the source of this 2952-nucleotide messenger RNA. RefSeq names its product exosome component 10 (gene exosc10). NCBI's taxonomy places the organism in Eukaryota, Metazoa, Chordata, Actinopteri, Perciformes, Gasterosteidae. The coding region runs from base 38 to 2749 and encodes 903 amino acids. Gene Ontology annotation, cellular component: nuclear exosome (RNase complex); nucleolus. The transcript has 25 exons. The record is from RefSeq and is a predicted model, not a curated record. Gene Ontology annotation, biological process: nuclear polyadenylation-dependent snRNA catabolic process; nuclear polyadenylation-dependent antisense transcript catabolic process; nuclear polyadenylation-dependent snoRNA catabolic process. Gene Ontology annotation, molecular function: 3'-5'-RNA exonuclease activity; nucleotide binding; single-stranded RNA binding.